Messenger RNA from Ectocarpus sp. CCAP 1310/34, 865 nucleotides. The record is from the annotation of a GenBank genome assembly. Lineage: Eukaryota; Phaeophyceae; Ectocarpales; Ectocarpaceae.
AUGUACGAGGCGGCACGGGCGACAGACAAGGCAACGUGCGAGGCCAACAUCGACAAGAUCGCGGCCCUCAACCCAGCUGCCGGGGAGUACAUCCGCCUGCAACCCCGCCACGAGUGGGCGAUGUACGCUACCCGCGGCAACGUCGUCCAAGACCAGGUCACGUCCAACAUGUCGGAGACGGCCAACAACAUGAUAGGACCGGAUCCCGCAAAGCUCUUGGAGCUCCUCGACGAGGGAUACCGCUUGGACAAGGUCCGUGCCGCUGCAUCGGACGAGCGAUACCGCGUCACCCCCCCCGUGUGGGCCGCCUUCAGCGUCAACCCCAACCACAAGCCACCCCUGCCGGUGGACGGGCAGGCGGGCCGCCGCAAGACCAAACGCCAGACCAGGCGCAAGAUGAGCAACGGCGAGUACGCGACGACCUCGCGGAGCUACGCUCUCCACCUGGCGAGGUCCAACGCCCAGGGCGCCUCCGCUUCCGCCUCCGCCUCGGUGGCGGCCGCGGCCUGCGCCCACGCCAACCACACCGCGAACCUCUCGCAGGGGCAGCCGCAGGGCUCGGGGGAGACGUAGACUGGCAGGGGUGGACCUAGCCUAGCCUAGCCUGGCCAUUGGUGAGGUGGCCGGCACUUGCUACUGGGGGCUGUGUAGUUGGUUCUUGCGUGGUGCGUGCACCUUGUGCGAUGGUUACUGCAUGUGCCACUCCUGGUUUUGGGCAGGGGUGGACCUACCCUAGCCUAGCCUUGCCAUUGGUGAGGUGGCCGGCACUUUCUACUGGGGGCUGUGCAGUUGGUUCUUGCACGGUGCGUGCUCCUUGUGCGAUGGUUGCUGCAUGUACGACUCCUGGUUUUGGAUGGUGACGGGG